This is a messenger RNA of Hevea brasiliensis (rubber tree), 1735 nucleotides long. RefSeq names its product probable 6-phosphogluconolactonase 1. The coding region runs from base 397 to 1200 and encodes 267 amino acids. Gene Ontology annotation, molecular function: 6-phosphogluconolactonase activity. The transcript is spliced from 5 exons. Gene Ontology annotation, biological process: carbohydrate metabolic process; pentose-phosphate shunt. NCBI's taxonomy places the organism in Eukaryota, Viridiplantae, Streptophyta, Magnoliopsida, Malpighiales, Euphorbiaceae. The record is from RefSeq and is a predicted model, not a curated record.
CUUUUCUCCUUCCCUUUAUAUCCCAACCCCAGCAACAACAAUGAAACCAUCACUACUAAUCAUGUAUUAAUUUACCACCCAAUUUCUCUUUUCUUUAAAUUCUUGUUUUAUUUGGCAACGCUACUUGCAUGCAUCUUUUCAUCGUUGUCUUCAGAGAGAGAUGUUGUAGCUGCAGAGGAUCCAGCAUUUGAGAGAUUUUCUCAUUUCCAAGACAAGAUAGAGUUUUUUUUUUUCUUUUUUUUUUCUUUUUAUAAGAGUUUCUUCCUCUAUCCUAUCUGUUGACCGAGAGAUAGGGAGAGAUUGUGUGUGCCUUUUGUCACGAUCAUUAGAUGCACGUGGAAGCCCAGAAGUUUUUUCUGCUUCUCUCUGCCAAACCGUCUCUCUUCUUCUUCUUUGAUGGCUCUUUCUGGGGUUCAUAAAGACAGAGGAGAGUUGAGGAUUCAUGAAAGUUUGGAUGAGCUUGGCACUGAUUUGGCAGACUAUGUUGCAGAACUAUCUGAGGCAUCUGUGAAGGAGAGGGGAGUCUUUGCCAUUGCCUUAUCUGGUGGUUCUCUCAUUGGCUUAAUGGGGAAACUUUGUGAAGCUCCUUAUAACAAGACUGUAGACUGGACUAAAUGGUACAUAUUUUGGGCAGAUGAGCGUGUGGUGGCAAAAAAUCAUGCUGAUAGUAACUAUAAGCUGGCAAAGGAUGGCCUUUUGUCUAAGCAGGUGCCCAUUGUACCCAGUCACGUGCAUUCGAUCAAUGAUUCAUUAUCAGCAGAAGAAGCCGCGAAUGAGUAUGAGUUUGAUAUUCGACAAUUAGUGAAAACACGAACAAUCGGCGUAUCUGAUAUCAGUGACUGUCCCAAGUUUGACCUCAUCCUUCUUGGAAUGGGCCCUGAUGGUCAUGUUGCCUCAUUGUUUCCUAGCCAAUCUGUGCUUGAUGCAAACGAUGAAUGGGUAACUUUUAUUACUGAUUCCCCCAAGCCCCCACCUGAGAGGAUCACUUUCACUCUGCCUGUCAUAAACUCAGCAUCAAAUGUGGCAGUGGUUGUAGCAGGUGAGGACAAAGCAGAGGCAGUACACUUAGCAAUUGAUGAUGUGGUACCUGACUGCCCACCUCUGCCUGCUCGGAUGGUUCAGCCAACAAAAGGGAAGUUGGUGUGGUUUUUGGACAAAUCAGCUGCCUCAAAACUUGAUGGUUAUCAAUUUUCUGAGUAGGGUCAAAUUUUCAUAGCCAAUGAAUGUGUAUGUUUUGUAUGUAGCAGAGGGAUUCAACACCCUUGGAUCCUUUUCUCUUCUUCCAUCAGUUCCAAACUUUCCUUUCUUUUUUCUCCCUUUGGCUUUGGGUUAAAUUCUCCAUUUUGGCUUUUGAUCCUCUCUUCUUUAGAGGAGUUGGGGAAGUGUGAUUAUCCUUUUGUGUGAAGAAUAAAGUUGGGGCCUCGGUGCAAAAGCUGUUUUCUGGUACUGUUCACUUUGAGGAUUGUUUUUGAAACUUGGAUAGUAGUCUCAUGGGAGGUCAGCCCAUCGGAAUAUGGAAAACAGCCCUCCUUUUUUUGGCUUUAUUAGUAGCAUGGAAUUUAGUAGGACUUCUCUGCAAACGACUUCAUACAUGUACUCUAUUAGAAUAUACAAAUUUACAGAAAGUUUCUUCCAAUAGUUGUUUGCAUGGCAAUUGGCAUGCAUAUUAUCCAUUUGUCAUUGCAAAAUCAAAUUGUGAGGUUUAUGCCUCUGACCUCUGAUCUAUGGGUGCCCA